UGUACAUAUCAAUAAAUUUCACCGAACUUUAUUUAUUUUCUGGUGAGAACCUACUCCUACUAUCGCGUAUUAAUAUUAUUUUGGAUACAAGAUGAGUUCAUUUCGACGUGACAAGAAAGAUGACGAAGAAAACAGUGCAAGUUUGUUCCAAAACCUCGAUAAAACUUCUUUACUCCAAGAGGCUAAAUACUUUAAUUCCUCGCCCGUAAACCCUAACAAAUGCAUCCACAUACUUACCAAAAUCAUUUACUUGUUGAAUCAAGGAGAAACUCUUAAUACCCAAGAAGCUACCGACGUUUUUUUCGCAACUACAAAACUUUUCCAGUCGAAGAAUGUAAUGCUACGUCGGCUGGUUUAUCUUUGCAUCAAGGAGCUGAGUUCAAUGGCGCAAGAUGUCAUCAUAGUGACGUCGUCACUGACGAAGGAUAUGACCGGGAAAGAAGACAUGUACCGUGCCGCCGCCAUACGCGCUCUGUACAGCAUCACCGACAGCAACAUGAUACAAGCUAUUGAGCGGUACAUGAAGCAAGCUAUCGUCGACAAAAACCCCGCAGUCAGUUCGGCAGCCCUCGUUUCAGCUUUACAUCUGUCUGCCACUGCUCCAGACUUAGUGCGCCGCUGGGUAAAUGAGGCUCAGGAAGCAGUGAUGUCCGAAAACGUGAUGGUGUCAUACCAUGCUUUAGGGGUUGUAGCAGUUUCUAAGCGCAAUGACAGACUAUCAACAGUCAAACUGGUUACUAAAUUAACAACUUCGUCAUUGCGUUCGCCAUUUGCACUAUGUCUUUUAAUUCGUCAUGCUGCAAAACUAGUUGAGGAGAAUCAAAAUGAUUCUGGUGAAUCAUACUUGAAGUUCAUUGAGUCAUGUUUACGCCAUAAAUCAGAAAUUGUGGUGUAUGAAGCAGCUCACGCCAUAGUGAAUUUGAGAAACACAGCAAGAGAUUUGGCACAAGCUGUAAGUGUACUUCAACUGUUUUGUAGUUCCUCAAAAGCUACAUUACGUCUUGCUGGUGCUCGCACUUUAGCAAUGCUCACUACUAAAGUACCUAAUACUGUAGCUGCGUGUGCAGUGGAUCUCGAAAACCUUAUUUCAGAUCCCAACCGAUCAGUUGCGACAUUAGCUAUAACAACACUUCUAGCAACUGGGGCAGAAAGUUCUAUUGAUCGCUUGAUGAAACAAAUAUCUGUUUUCAUGUCUGAAAUAUCUGAUGAAUUUAAAAUUGUUGUAGUACACGCAAUUAGGCGCCUUUGUUCUAAAUACCCGCGUAAACAUCAAGCCCUAGCAUCAUUCUUGGCGGGUAUGUUACGGGAUGAAGGUGGUCUUCAAUACAAAACUGCAAUUGCUGACGCUAUCAUUGCACUCAUUGAAGAGAAUCCUGAUGCUAAAGAAUCUGGCUUGGCCCAUCUUUGUGAGUUUAUUGAGGAUUGUGAGCAUGCCUCGUUAGCCGUGCGCAUACUUCAUGUUUUAGGACGCGAAGGACCUAAAGCUAAGCAACCAUCCCGUUACAUAAGAUAUAUUUACAACAGAGUUAUACUAGAAUCAGGAGCAGUAAGGGCUGCGGCAGUAACAACCGUUGCGCGUUUUGGAGCCGCUAGGGAGGAAUUGCUACCAAACAUCAGAGUACUUUUAGCUCGUUGCCAACUAGAUGAUGAUGAUGAAGUACGUGAUCGCGCUAUACUAUUUAGCGCGAUUCUUGAUUCUGGUGACCGCCAAUUAAUAGAAGAUCUUAUCACUAAUGUUUCAGUUCCUAAUCCAGUACUACUGGAAAAGGCUCUUAGUGAUCAUAUGAAUACAGACCCUGAACAGCCAUUCGACAUAUCGAUUGUUCCCACUAAAGAGGAACAUAAGGAGCUGGAAGAUAUCACCCCACAAAUAGAAACCCACAAACAGGCACCUGCCUCUCUUGAAGAAGUUUAUUCUGAUCAAUUGAAAGUUAUUCCUGGUAUAGAAAAACUAGGACCAUUAUUCAAAACUUCUGAACCUGUUGACUUGACCGAACCAGAAACUGAAUACCGUGUACGCUGUGUUAGGCAUGUAUUCUCCAGGCACUUAUUGCUACAGUUUGAAUGUCUUAAUACAUUACGGGAUCAAUUGUUGAAAAAUGUUUACAUACGCUUAGAACCAGCUCCAGAAUACAAAAUUCUGUGUGAAAUACCGUGCGACCAACUACCAUUCGACAAGCAAGGUAGUGUUUUUUGCCUACUGGAGUUUCCGAAAAACCCAAUGGAUACCAUGAUUUCUUUCGGAGCUACAAUGGAAUUUGUCGUACAUGACUGUGAUCCUACUACUGGUGAACCUGACUCUGGAGAGGGCUAUGCUGACACAUAUCCAAUUGAAGAAGUAGAGAUUGGUUGCGCUGAACAGUUCCGUACUCGUGCUGCAACUGAUGAUUGGGAGGCGAAUUGGGAGAGAGCCGCCAGUGCUGCUGAAGCAUGUGACACUUUUGCUUUGUCUCAGUCUGAUGUGAAUGAGGCCGCCGCUGCUGUUUGUAAGCACCUGGGAUUGCCCAGGUCUGCGAUCAGUGGUGAUGCGGUAAAGGAAAUUUGUGGUGGUGGAUUAUGGCGGGAAGGGGUGCCUAUGCUUGUAAGAGCAAGACUAGCAUCCUCCCAGGGAUCUGUCACUAUGCAAUUAAUUGCAAGGUCACCCCGUGAAGAUAUUGCAACUUUGAUUUUGGCCGCUGUUGGUUAAGUCAAUGUGUACGACCAAAACUUUACAAUAGACCACUAGUAACUAAAAAGUUCAAUAAUAAUUUUUAAUAAGUAAGUACUUUAUCCAAUGUUAAAUGUACCAUCCAUUUAUGAUAAAUUUUGGAAAAAUAUUUUCACU
Messenger RNA from Aricia agestis (brown argus), 2824 nucleotides. It is a transcript of the gene Copg1, whose product is annotated as coatomer subunit gamma-2-like. The coding region runs from base 92 to 2686 and encodes 864 amino acids. NCBI's taxonomy places the organism in Eukaryota, Metazoa, Arthropoda, Insecta, Lepidoptera, Lycaenidae. The transcript has 2 exons. The record is from RefSeq and is a predicted model, not a curated record. Gene Ontology annotation, biological process: endoplasmic reticulum to Golgi vesicle-mediated transport; intracellular protein transport; protein secretion. Gene Ontology annotation, molecular function: structural molecule activity. Gene Ontology annotation, cellular component: Golgi membrane; COPI vesicle coat; endoplasmic reticulum-Golgi intermediate compartment.